AUGUCGAAUCGUGAAUACUAUGGAAGUAGUACGCCUGGGUAUACAUUCCAAGCGAAUGGGUCUGAAGAACCUCAAUAUCUAACAAACGCAGAUUCCUCUUCCAGUCAAGGAGAGCCUUUGGGAGCUGUUUCAAAUCACCAAAAUUUGCCAUUUAAUCAACAACGCCAAUGGGGAAACUUUGAUUCAGCUGAACAAGGACAUAACGGAGCUUCUGGUCAGGAAAGGGGUCUCGGUGCAACGGUAAUUGGAGGCGCGGGGGGCGCUUUUGUUGGGCACAAAGUUGGGAAAAAGUCAGACCACGGUACCCUUGGGACAAUUGGUGGCGCUCUGGCAGGAGCAGUCGUGGCAAAUGUGGCUAGCAAUGCUAUUAAGGGACACCAUGGAGGCCAUGGGUCUGCGCGUGAUCGUCGCCGUGAAAGAUUAGAAAGAAAGAUUGACCGACUCGGCUAG
This is a messenger RNA of Penicillium manginii, 450 nucleotides long. RefSeq lists its product as uncharacterized. The coding region runs from base 1 to 450 and encodes 149 amino acids. Gene Ontology annotation, cellular component: outer membrane. NCBI's taxonomy places the organism in Eukaryota, Fungi, Ascomycota, Eurotiomycetes, Eurotiales, Aspergillaceae. The record is from RefSeq and is a predicted model, not a curated record. The transcript has 3 exons.